UUAGCUUUCGCAGGGGAGCGUGUGUUGCGAAGAAACACUGAUUGAUUUGCCCUGAUAACAAUAUUUGUGGACAUUUUUAAUAACCAACCGUGUGUAUUAGUACAUGGACUUAUACUUUGUAACAGACAUCAGAUAAAAUAACAACGGAAGAAAAGGGAAACAAGCCAAGUCAGACAUCAGGAAAACCUACGUUUGGUUGGUACGAUUGAACCAAUGAGCCUAGUCAAGUUCCCAGAUGCUGGUGGGUGUUCAAUGACCCUGAAGGAUGUGGAUGGACGAUACCUGACCCCUUCUGGGUCACCUGACCACUGGUAUUCCCUCAGGACGAUGAACACCAGAUCUGAUGAUGUCUAUAUUUGUUCAUACCCCAAAUCUGGAUUCCACUGGAUUUGGGAAAUUGUAACCAUGCUGAGAUCAGGAAACUCAACACCGAUUAAGGAAAUCAUGGAAGGUCAUAUAACAGAUUUUAUGCCUUUGGAUCAUAUUGAGAGACAUGCAUCACCAAGGACACUGACAACUCACAGAUACCCUGAGGAACUCCAAAAGGAAACCUUUGAGCUGGGGUGUAAGAUAGUGUACUUGAUUCGUGACCCAAAAGACAUUUGUGUCUCAUAUUACAAUCAUCUCACUCAAUUGAAACCACUUGAUUAUGAAGGACAGUUCAGUGACUUUGUUCCAUUAUUUCUCGAAGGAAAAGUUCCCUUUAACUCCUGGUGGGAGCACAUCAUCCGCUGGUCUGCCAUGAAAGUCAAGCAUCCAGACCGGGCACUUCUUGUCAUCAGUUAUGAAAACAUGAAACAGGACCCAGUCGGUGAAAUAAAGCGCUUAGCUGACUUCCUAGAAGUGAAUGUGGCUGAACAUGUGAUAAAUGACAUUACCAAAAACACAAAGUUCAGUACUAUGAAAGCUGCAAAAGAACAACUUGAGAACAAGCUGGUGCCCUAUUACAAAUGUGGAAAAGAAAUUAUGUACAGGAAAGGUGAAGUUGGAGACUGGAAGCACUGGCUCAGUGGCUCCAAGAGCCAGGAGUUCGAUGACUUUAUCAACACCAAGCUUGAAGGAAGUCAUUUCUCAGCUCUAGUUUCACCGGACAGGUAUCCAUGGCUUCGGAUGAAUAAGUUUGGUCAACUAUAAACACUCAGUAACACAAUUUCAACAGUAACUUCAUUAGUUUCAGAUAGAUUUAUGUUUCUGUCCAAUACCAUAGUCUGAACUCUCAUGUUAGACCAUGUUUUAUUGUAAAUGUUGGAGAUCUACAAUAUAAUAACACUGAUCUCACUAAAUCUCAUGAAUGAAAAUUGCUAUCCUCAGUCAGAUCAAGGAGUCAAAAUAUAGACUGUAAGAAGAAGGUCACAGAGAGUCAGAAACUACAGAGACUCCAGACACAGAGCUCUGAUACCAGAUAUUUUUACAAGGUAGACAAGGUCACAGAGAGUCAGACAGAGAGCUCUGAUACCAGAUAUUUUUACAAGGUAGACAAGGUCACGGAGAGUCAGAAACUACAGAGACUCCAGACAGAGAGCUCUGAUACCAGAUAUUUUUACAAGGUAGACAAGGUCACAGAGAGUCAGAAACUACAGAGACUCCAGACAGAGAGCUCUGAUACCAGAUAUUUUUACAAGGUAGACAAGGUCACGGAGAGUCAGAAACUACAGAGACUCCAGACAGAGAGCUCUGAUACCAGAUAUUUUUACAAGGUAGACAAGGUCACGGAGAGUCAGAAACUACAGAGACUCCAGACAGAGAGCUCUGAUACCAGAUAUUUUUACAAGGUAGACAAGGUCACGGAGAGUCAGAAACUACAGAGACUCCAGACAGAGAGC
Haliotis rubra (blacklip abalone) is the source of this 1823-nucleotide messenger RNA. RefSeq names its product sulfotransferase 1B1-like. Gene Ontology annotation, molecular function: sulfotransferase activity. The transcript has 6 exons. Gene Ontology annotation, biological process: sulfation. The record is from RefSeq and is a predicted model, not a curated record. Lineage: Eukaryota; Metazoa; Mollusca; Gastropoda; Lepetellida; Haliotidae. Gene Ontology annotation, cellular component: cytoplasm. Bases 214 to 1134 code for a protein of 306 amino acids.